Molecule: messenger RNA, 210 nt
Organism: Clunio marinus
Lineage: Eukaryota; Metazoa; Arthropoda; Insecta; Diptera; Chironomidae
Source: the annotation of a GenBank genome assembly
AUGAAUGAAUCAGUUAUGAAACAUUUGUCGAUUUAUUUAAAAAGGCAGAAAUCAAUCAACAUUAACGUCAAAUUAGAAGAAGCGGGUGAGUUGAUAUUUGAAAAAUUGCUCAGAGAUUUGCAAUUUGAGAAGAUAUUUCAAACAUUUGAUACACAUCCUGGUCAGCUCGUUAAAUUUCUGGUUAAAGGUUACGGUUUGAUAUUUUCAUAA